ACCGAGAUAAGUUGGCAGCGAUUGUGAUAGCCCAGGAGUGUCAAUAUGUAAACAUCAUACUUUCAUAUCUUUCGUAGAAUGUAUUGGUUCCCUCACAUUCCAGGAUUCUUUCUUUCUGCAGUCUAUUAGAAUUUUCAUUUUAAUUCUAGAUACAAAAAUCUGAGCUUUUUUGUACCUGUAAGAAUCUAGUCAGUAGAAAGAAUACAAUACUCACGUCAGUAGUAAAAAAAAAGUAAAUUAAUCACUAUGACAGUUGAUUGUCAGUUUGUAACGUUGUUAUUUGUUCGUAACGUUUAUAUAUUUGGUAAUAUUUAUUUUUUGUAAGCAAUAUAGGAUUAUAAUUGCAUAAUAUGUCUAAUCAAGUGACAAAUGAUUUAAAUGUGUGUGGGGUCGAGCAACAAUCUGAAACAGGCGAUGAACUUGCAGAGUUCAAUAAAACCCUGUCAAUGAGCUACGAAGUGCUGCCGUUGUUUGAACGUCAGUACAAUGCCUUCGUGCGUACGCGACAGUACUCCAUGAGGACGAACGAGAAGCUGCGCAGUCGGUGGCAUGACCGGCUGCUUGGUAAAUCCGACAGGGGCAUGAGGACGUUGCCUAAUGUCGUCAGCGACUACCACUUCCAUAACUGCUGUACCAAGCUAAUGGCGUCGCAGUCGCCAGCCAACUUCCCGACGUUCCGUCGUCACCUAGUGCCAGGGCCCGGCGUUGAUAAGUACGGCCAGAAACCUAUACCUGCAGACAUGAUGUUGAGGAAAUCCGAACGCAAACGUAAUAGUCCAGCUGGCAAAAACAAAGCCAAGACACGGGCAACGGAGCCAGUGCCGUAGCGUGAACAAAUCUAGCCGUGGGAGGCGAAAUCGCAUCUGCCAGGCCUUUUUCCUUCAAUGCGCGUAUAUAUUCCCAAAGCGUAUGAGAAAAUAAGGGCGCCUCCCACGAGGCUGUGGGCGAGGGGCCGCUUCGCCUACGCCACUGGAGAGAGCAACUGAAGCCGUUAACGUGUCUGUGAAAUUGUUUACGAUGUAUUGGUUGGUGGUAAACAUAAUAAGUGAAGUUAAAUAUAACCGACACGGGUGUGCCAACUACAUGUACACACACACUACCUUCGUGUACCAUGCGCAAUAAAGUCGUGUGCAUAUAUUAUUGGCACUUUGUCCAUGUCGAUAUUUAAUCCCUUGACCUAGCAGCGAGACACUUAUUUGAUCAAUUGUGGACCUUAUAUCCUUGGAAUAAGGAUUACGAAUCGUAAGUUAACUGUGUGCGCUGGUACCUAGCAAUAAGUAUUGUGGUAAUAUUCAGUUGAAAGUCUGUAUUGGAUACUAUAUAGGUAUGUAUGUAUUACUUUUGUAGCUGUAUUUAUAAUGUAAUUGUAAUGGAAUAAUAAUUAUUAUUAUUUUUGGUA
This is a messenger RNA of Cydia pomonella (codling moth), 1399 nucleotides long. RefSeq lists its product as uncharacterized. The record is from RefSeq and is a predicted model, not a curated record. The coding region runs from base 351 to 827 and encodes 158 amino acids. NCBI's taxonomy places the organism in Eukaryota, Metazoa, Arthropoda, Insecta, Lepidoptera, Tortricidae. The transcript has 4 exons.